Arachis stenosperma is the source of this 693-nucleotide messenger RNA. RefSeq lists its product as uncharacterized. The transcript is spliced from 7 exons. NCBI's taxonomy places the organism in Eukaryota, Viridiplantae, Streptophyta, Magnoliopsida, Fabales, Fabaceae. Bases 1 to 693 code for a protein of 230 amino acids. Gene Ontology annotation, cellular component: membrane. Gene Ontology annotation, molecular function: sucrose:proton symporter activity. The record is from RefSeq and is a predicted model, not a curated record.
AUGUCAUUGCCACCGUCACCGCCAACGCCAUUCAUCUUCUUGCCGGUGUUGCCGUCAUUGUCUCCUUCGUUCCAAGUCAGUGAUGAUUCCAUUCAGAUCGUUGAGGUAAUGCUUAGAUCUUCUGCUUCUGCAUCAUCUUCCACGACUGGUUCUUCUGCUGGUUCUUCUCCAAUGGCUUGCAACAUUCAAAGUACGAUUUCAGCGCGGACGCGGUGGCACUGGCGGAGAAGAUCUGGAAAGCGAGCGAGCGGGAGUCCCUGGAAGCUUCGAUUGAAGCUACGUUCGAAGCUAUCAGAUCUCGUGGAACUGAUUCUCAUGUUCCAAGUCAUUGCUACAUUGGAUAUUUAUUCGGAGAUACAAGUAAACAUUACAGGUUUUUCUUGCCAUCUCACAUUUAAAGUUACCCGAACAAGAAUUGCUCUUGUAUUUAUUUUUGGGUUCUGGAUGCUGGAUCUUGCCAACAACACUGUGCAGGGGCCAACUCGGGCACUUUUGGCUGAUCUUUCAGGUCUUGAUCAACGCAAUGUAGCAAAUGCUAUAUUUUGUUCAUGGAUGGCAGUUGGCAAUAUCCUGGGAUAUUCUGCUGGUGCUAGUGGAAAGUGGAACAGAUGGUUCCCUUUCCUAACAAAUAUAGCUUGCUGUGAAGCCUGUGGCAAUCUUAAGGCCGCAUUUCUUGUUGCAGUGUUUUUGUGA